CCAGUCUCACAUCCGGCCGCCUCUGCCUGCUCCAUCGUGCUUUGCCAACCCCCUCCUCCCGCCCCUCAGCUAAGCUCCAGCCUCCACCAUUUCCUGCGCCCUUGGGCUCGUUGCCUUGUCCGCUCCCGGGCUAGGCCGGCUUCCGGUGGCCUGGUCGGCGCAGGUCCCUGCAGUCACCCCAAGACGGAACCCGGCUGUGACCCCAGCCGGCCGGCCCGCACCCCCGGCGAGCUUUCCCCGCCGCCUUGGGCUGCACUCCCGGCAGCAGCCGUGCUCCGCGUCCGGCCCGCUACCCUGGGUGGCCCUCCCUUCAGAGGCCGAGCGCCGCUCCCCUCGGGCCCCCGGCUGGGAGAGGCCCCGAGCAGGACGCGUCAGGGCCGGACCCCGCGAGGGAAGUCCGCGACCCCACUGCCCCGUGGCCUGGUACCCGCGGGAGGGGCUUCCCGGGGCCGCUUCCGCUGCCCCGCCCCUUCCGGCGCCGCCGCGGGCUCGGUAGGCGUGCGGCGGGGAGGGUGCCCGGUGCCGGCCGGGGCGGCGGGGAGGGCCGGGGACGGGACUACCCCAGCCGCGUGUCCCGUAACCAUGGAGGACGACCCGGCCGAAGCGCUGCCGGAUCUGCGCGAGCGGAGGCCGGGCCUGCUGGAGCUGCUGCAGGUGGCGGCGGGCUCGGGCCUGGCCGCCUACGCCGUGUGGGCCGCGCUGCUGCAGCCGGGCUUCCGCCGCGUGCCGCUCAGGCUGCAGGUGCCUUAUGUCGGAGCGAGCGUGCGGCAGGUGGAGCACGUGUUGUCGCUGCUGCGAGGCCGCACUGGAAAAACUGUGGACCUGGGCUCUGGCGACGGCAGGAUUGUGCUGGCGGCGCACAGAUGUGGGCUCCGCCCAGCUGUGGGCUACGAGCUGAACCCGUGGCUGGUGGGGGUGGCUCGGCUGCGCGCCUGGAGAGCAGGCUGUGCAGGCAGUGUCUGCUUCUCCCGUGAGGACUUCUGGAAGGUGAGCCUGAAGGACUGCCACAAUGUGUCUGUGUUCCUGGCCCCUAGCGUGCUGCCACUGCUGGAGGACAAGUUGCAGGCAGAGUUGCCUGCGGGGGCCCGUGUGGUAUCAGGGCGCUUUCCACUCCCCACAUGGCAGCCUGUGGCUGUGGUGGGUGAUGGCCUGGACCGUGUCUGGGCCUAUGACAUCCGUGGUGGUGGGCCGGCUGGGCAGUCUGUCCCAGGACCCAGUUCUGCCUUCGUCCCCGGGGUCCCUGCUUCACAGGCUGGCUGACCUUUUGGACAAAAUAAAGACUCAGUGGGCUCUGCCUUG
Manis pentadactyla (Chinese pangolin) is the source of this 1299-nucleotide messenger RNA. It is a transcript of the gene ANTKMT, whose product is annotated as adenine nucleotide translocase lysine methyltransferase. Bases 583 to 1260 code for a protein of 225 amino acids. The record is from RefSeq and is a predicted model, not a curated record. The transcript is spliced from 5 exons. Gene Ontology annotation, biological process: positive regulation of proton-transporting ATP synthase activity, rotational mechanism; peptidyl-lysine trimethylation; regulation of mitochondrial ATP synthesis coupled proton transport. Gene Ontology annotation, molecular function: protein-lysine N-methyltransferase activity. Lineage: Eukaryota; Metazoa; Chordata; Mammalia; Pholidota; Manidae. Gene Ontology annotation, cellular component: mitochondrion.